Anneissia japonica is the source of this 3927-nucleotide messenger RNA. RefSeq names its product PRKR-interacting protein 1 homolog. Gene Ontology annotation, biological process: negative regulation of protein kinase activity. Lineage: Eukaryota; Metazoa; Echinodermata; Crinoidea; Comatulida; Comatulidae. The coding region runs from base 81 to 596 and encodes 171 amino acids. The transcript is spliced from 6 exons. Gene Ontology annotation, molecular function: protein kinase binding; protein kinase inhibitor activity; double-stranded RNA binding. The record is from RefSeq and is a predicted model, not a curated record. Gene Ontology annotation, cellular component: nucleolus.
UACACCAUCAAAUCGCCAAAUUUCAUUCUCGGACGGACGGAUGUUGUUUUGAUGUUGUUUUCGCGUGCACGCAUUUUAAAAUGACAGAGGAAGAAAAGAAGCAACAUGUGAAAUCUAAAGAUGAACCGAUAUUUGUUCCAAAGUCUGCUAGUGAUAGACAACGACUACAUGUCGAAAGGUUGAUGAAAAAUCCGGAAAAACCAGUAUUUAUACCAGAAGUCAGAAAACAAUGGAAACCUCGAGAACCCCCUGAAUUUGUUCGUGAUGUAAUGGGCUCGAGUGCUGGUGCUGGAAGUGGAGAAUUUCACGUCUAUCGUGGCUACAGACGAAGGGAGCAAGUCAGGCAAGAUUUUAUCGAUGGCCAAAAUGAAAAGGAUGAAAAAGAAGCCGAGUUUCAAAAGAAAUUACAAGAAAAUGAAAAACAAGCUGAAGAGAGAACUGCUAAAAAACGAGCUAAACGGAAUAAGAAGAAACUUAACGCAAAACUGAAGAAGCAAAAACUUGAGGAAAGUACUAAAGAAGAUGAUGAAGAGGAGGAGGAGGAGGAGGAAGAGAAUACUGGAGAAGAAACGUGUUUUGUGAUUGGUGGAAGGUAACUGACAACAGCACCUUCAAAAGGUGCUCAGGGAGUGGUUUAAAGAUGGACAGUGGAUAAGCAGGCUACUUUUAAUGAACAUUGUUGGACCAAAGAUUUAUCAUUUGCUGGUAAUAGAACCGUGCAUUGGUUCAAAAGGCAUUGAUCCUCUUGCAACAGCCAGGUCUUCCUCAUCAGUAGCAGUGAAUCGUAAGCUCCCACAAAAACGACAGUGCAAACGUAUGCAAGCGCAUGUUUGGGCGACAACCACAUAUUUCUGGCUCUCUACUGAUUUGUCAAGUUGGAAUAUAUGAAAUACUGUAUAUUCUCGCAUACAAGACAAGGAUUAAAAUAGAAAAAUACGAUCGGAAAACAGGGGGUCGUCUAAAAUUUUUAAACCAUGUUCGUCUUACAUGCGGAUCGUCGCAAAUUUACUACUGUCAAAUGAAGCUACUAACUAUUCGUAUGAAUGAAAGCAAUUUUAAAUGAUGCGGAGAAAUAAGAUUUUGAUGAACAUUUAAAAGCCCAUAAAAAUGGUAUUCUUUGAAAGAUUAGCCAUACAUUUGGCUCUGUUUUUUAGUUAGCCAGCUAGAUUCAGUAUUAAGACCAAAAGAGAGCAGCAGAAAGUUAAAAUUCUGACCAUGAAACAAGGGGGUCAUCUUAUACGUUAUAAGGGGGUUAUGCAAAAGUCUUCUCAAACAUGUUGGUUGUAUUUUUUUGUGACAAUAUAUAUAUACGGUACAGCUACAUUAAUAUUCUUGGACAAGCAGUGUUCCAAAAUACUGCGUAUAGAAUGUGUAUCAUAAACAUUGGGGGAAUUCAUCUGCUUUGUUUACAGUACUGUACAGUAUAAUAAAAAAUAUACUAUAAAACUAGCAAUGAAUUCAGUGUUUUUUGGUUGUCACAGUGUGAAGGAAAUAAAUGGAUUUGAUCCCCAUAUGAUAUUUGGCUAUUUCAACCUGGUACUUAUGGAUUUAAUAGGACACAAGCAAUGAAGAUAUGGUCCAACAAUAUACCAUAGUCGAUGAAAUCCCAGGUAUUCAGUGAUACAAAUGCUGCUGUGAUGUCAGAGCAUUGUUGAAAUUCCCAAAUAUCAAAGGAAAACAAGUUCCUAGUACAAGUUGCUAUACACAGUACAAUGUACAGUAUGCACAACCAGAUAUUUCGCUUGUGUUACAAUUAAAGACUUCCUGAUCAAACCAAAUAACGUACAUUUUUCAUCAUUAUAUAUUAUUAAGUGUAGAGUGCACACAGUGGCGGAUCCAGAAAAAUUUAAAAUAGGCAAUGGCCCAUGGCGGGAUUUUAUGUCUAUGUCACCUUAUUAUGACCAGAAAUGGCACACGCAAGACUUUAAAUUUCUAAAGCAAAUUUUUUUUUUCCCUCCCUAAUUUUUUAAUUUUAAAAAUAGGGCUCUCACCUCUGAAUGCCCUUCUGGUAUAGAAACAUUGCAUGAAAUUUUUCUGUGCCAACAGUUGUGUUCAUAGUAACAGCUUGGCAAGUAGACUUGCACCAAAUCUCUAAUCAACAAGAAAACGAGGCUUACUUUGGUCAAUAAUGAGAAAUUUAAGCUGGAUUGAAUCCAAUGCUACUUGGUCAGGAACAGCCGGCCCAGGGCCACAUAAAUUUUUCAAAAAUUGUAAAAAAGUGAAGAAAAAAGAAAAUUACUGUAUAUUUAAAUGCAAGUUUGAGAGUGCCAUUUCUGGCCAUUUAAAGCUGCCAUAAUCAAAUUAGUAGGGCUGAGGUGCCCCUUCUCUAUUUUGAAGUCUUGGAUCUGCCUUCUGUAAUAAACCUAGAAGCGCUAGCCUCUUGCAUAAUUGAACUCAUCAUAUCUUGUAGCAUAACUAGCUAUAAGAGCAAACUUAUUAUAUAGUUGGUUUAAAAGGCAAUGAAAAUCAGCAUUAAGGCUGACUAGGUGUCUAAUGAUGUGGGUAUCUAAUGAAGAAAAAUAUAUAGAAUGACAGGCACAUAUAUUAAUGUGUGAUUAAAUAAAUCAGCAAAUGAAAGCACUGUACAAUGCAACAGAGGCAAGACUUUUUGGAUACCUUCUACAGCAAAAACUUCUAAUUUACCGAAAUAGUGUUGUCAAAGGCAUCAAGGCAGAGAAAAUUCAAAUACGGUACAUUUAUGUUUAUUCGUCAAUAAAAUUUUGAGUGUGCAAAGUAAAAAAUAAGACACUUGCUCAAGAUCAAAUUGCACAAUAAAGAAUGCGAUGUUAUUAUGUUGAACACAGCAUGGUAUGAAUCGGGUUGAUAAAUGGUUUAAAUUUAUAUAAAGGAUGAAAAAGAUCCCUUGUUUUAGGCAUAAUCUUCUUAAAGGAAAUUACUGACCAAAAGUAAAUUUUUAUUUUUAUUUGAAAUCAUUAUUAGCAGACGGUGGGUUUGCGAAACAAUGUAUCAAAAAGUCUUGUCUAUUGUAAAAGAAAAGAUGUUGGCAAUAUUAUACUAAUACAAAGCUUAUUUUAUUCACUACCAAACAGGACAUAUUGUACAACACAGGAUAAUUCUUCUAAGAACAUUGGAAUUUGUACAAGUUACAAUGAUUUCUUUAUCUUUCACUACUACCCACGUCCUCUCCAGCUAAAGGACUGGCUGUAAACAUUUAAAGAUAAAUUAUUUAAAAUAAAAUGUUCACAAUGAUUUAACUAAGUCAUAAUAAGACCACUGCUGUACAUAUCACAAGUUAGCAUUUUUGUCCAUGGCUACGUCAUGGCUGUAUAGAAUAUGGAUGCUGUAACCACUCAGGAAAUUUAAAAUUUCUAUGAACACGCCCGAUACAUUCAACCAACAGUCUCGUCAAUGAAGCUCAAAUACUGUACAUCUCGCUUUCUCACACAUUUAACUAUAUACUUAAGAGUUUUGACUUCACAAUUUGACGACACAGAUUAUAAUGUGCUUGGGACAAACCUCCCAACCUUAAACUCCCCAGAAACUUAAUAGCAGGUUAGGUAUUGGUGGAAUAAUUAAUCACAUUUAUAUUUCAUUUAUAUGAAAUACAAAUACAAUAUUCAGUAACCUCAAAUGUAAGAGAACAAAAUUUUGGCAAGAUCAUUCCCCAUUUGAUGUUAAAAUCGCAUAUUAUUCGGUACAUAUUUCCACUAUUUCUAAAACCACAUAGUAAAGAGCACUGGAUUUCAUACAACAUUACUAUGGGUAGUCCAACCAGACAGGGUCCAGAAAGUGAGCCACACGAGAAUUAACAGUUAAGGGGACGGGUGAUGCAAAUAUGUUGCUAACAUACAGAUAAUCUAGUUCAUUUAGAAUAAUAUAUGCAACCAAUAAAUAUUAAUUUUACAUUAAUAUCACUUCAGUCUAUGGAGAGGUGUUGCCAUGUACACCAACAAAUCAAUUGAACAA